UGCUGUCCGCAUCUAUCAUACCCAUCGAGCGAGUAGACUGCUAGUCCUCCCUCCCCCCACCACCAUGUCUGCCCCCGAAGUAUUCCAGCUCUCCUUGGGACCCCUCACAGGUGUCGCCUUCAGCCCCGACAGAACCCAGGUGGCUGUCUCUCCCAACUCUAACGAAGUACACAUCUAUGAGAAGAAGGGCUCUGAGUGGGAACUGAAGGAUGUGCUUGCCGAGCACGACAAGCUCAUCACUGCCAUCUCCUGGGCCCCCAACUCCAACCGCAUCGUCACGUGUUCUCAGGACAGAAACGCUUACGUCUGGACUCCUACUGCAACUGGAUGGAAGCCUGCCCUUGUCCUUCUCCGUAUCAGCCGCGCGGCCACUUGCGUCAAAUGGUCACCCAAGGAGGACAAGUUUGCCGUCGGCAGUGGCGCGAGGACUAUCGCCGUGUGUUACUUUGACCAAGAAGACAAUUGGUGGGUAUCCAAGCAUGUCAAGAAGCCCCUCAGGAGUACCGUGCUCUCGCUCGACUGGCAUCCCAACAAUGUGCUUCUGGCGGCAGGCACGGCAGAGUCCAAGGCCUAUGUCUUUUCUGCCUACAUCAAGGGCCUGGACGCCAAGCCUCAGCCCACGGUCUGGGGCGAGCGAUUGCCAUUUGGCACCAUCUGCGGCGAGUUCAAAUCCCCUGAUGGUGGCUGGGUGCACAAUGUCGCAUUCUCUCCCUCUGGUGACACUCUUGCCUUUGUUGCCCAUGAUGCUUCCAUCUCGGUUGUCUAUCCUUCCGCUCCUGGCUCUCCUCCCUCCGCACAUGUCGUGCUUCGUCUCCCCUCGCUGCCUUUCACGGUCUUGACCUUUACUAGCGAGUCCACCCUCAUUGCGGCGGGACACGACUGCCAGCCCAUGGUUUUCAGCGGCUCCCCCGAAGGAUGGGCCUUCUCUCAUUCACUCGAUGACCCCUCUUCGGGCGGUUCCCGACCCCUCACUCCCAGUGCGACUGGCUCUCGCUCUGGUGGUGUCGGCCGACUCGGCAACAAUGAGGCCUUCAACCUCUUCAAGGCAGCCGACUCAAAGGGCCAACGUGGCCCCGCUCCUCCUGGCGCUCCCACAAGCGCUGGCUUGACCCCUGUUGGCAGCGACGGGCUGCUCACCACUGUGCACCAGAACACCAUCACUUGGCUAGAUGCGUACGAGUGGGCAGCCAACGGGGAUGUCCCAAAGGUCAGCACUGCAGGCAAGGACGGGCGAUUGGUAGUGUGGCCUGUCACAGCCAAGGGUGGUGCCGGUGGAUUGGCAGGGAGGAUGGGUGGGCUGCAAGUCUAGGUGCAAGGGCAAGCGUCUUGGUACGAAAGUUCAAGGUGAUGCAACUAUUCAUCGUUCUCACAAAGAUGCGAUUCAUUGAGUGUCGAGAAAUGUCCACUGGUCACUGACAAGGCAGGGGGCGGAAUAUCACAACGAUAGUCUGGAUUGACAAGCUUGAAUAAUGGAGAGCGAUCGCUAGCCUGUGAUCAGCGGACAUCUAAAUGUGCCUACCGACCGUUAUCUAAUGCGCUGCGCGAUGCGCCCACAACGUAAUACACUCCUGUGUCAAACUCUGAUCCCGAUUCCCGUGGACCGUGAACUCAAGUAGAGUGGGAAAGGGCAGGAGUAAUAUUCUGGCUAAGCGACAAGAGGCUCAAGGACCGGUAAAUGCUCUGGGCUGGAAGCCGCUUGCGGCUAUCGUGAGUUUCCCUCGUGGAAACAUGCCGCAGAAAUGAUGAGCCGUAGGCCGUGGGCCGCCGGCUAACGACGCUCGCACAUAUGUCAUUGUGCAGAGGAACUUGCGCCACCCCUCCUCACUGUAGCUAUUAUACACCAGCUGCAUGUGCAUACAUUUCAGCUGUCACAGGUCACUCGCAACCAAUAUUGCAACAGAUCUUGGCAUUUUGACCACUGCUGCACGUUGUCUCACCAGCCGAAUGGAUCCCGGCAACUUGGAUGACCUCGGAUCUGCAGGCGAGAAUGGUAUCGGCUGCGUGACCAUCCUGCCGACCGUGCCGAUGGGUGCUGCGGCAAUGGCGGAACGAGAAUGUCCCCUCGCCCACAUCGAGCUGCAGAGGCAAGAGGAGAUCGAGGAAAGAGGCUCCAGAGCUCCAGAUCCCCCAACCAGGGCCCCCACAGGGCCCCCAACACUCUAAAGCGGGUACCCGGAAACCUCAGGGAUAGUUAAGCGGCAAUGGCUGAUUGCAAAGUUUGGUUCCUGUGCCUGUACCUUGCUCUCGAUAUCUCGUCAAUCACAAAUCUAUUGCUUUGUUUGUUGGGCCUUUGGGGCAUCUAGUCUGCACCCAUCUACACCUUCAAUUGCCGCAGUAUCCUCCAUAGGUUCAGGCAUCCUAGAUUGACGACCACGUCUGCAUAGCGUAUGGCAGCCUCUACUUCACAACAUGGUCUGCUGACCUUCGGCUUUCAGAUCUGACUAAAACUAUACUGUAAUUUUUCGAUGAAGUCAUGUACG
Messenger RNA from Cryptococcus amylolentus CBS 6039, 2480 nucleotides. RefSeq lists its product as hypothetical. NCBI's taxonomy places the organism in Eukaryota, Fungi, Basidiomycota, Tremellomycetes, Tremellales, Cryptococcaceae. Gene Ontology annotation, cellular component: actin cytoskeleton; Arp2/3 protein complex. The record is from RefSeq and is a predicted model, not a curated record. Gene Ontology annotation, biological process: Arp2/3 complex-mediated actin nucleation. Gene Ontology annotation, molecular function: actin filament binding. The transcript has 4 exons. The coding region runs from base 65 to 1309 and encodes 414 amino acids.